GGACGCCCCGCCCCGCGCCACCUGGUGCAGCCCGCUCGGCCUCGGCGACCCCGGCUGCGGAGAAGGCGCGCGAAGAUUCUCCAGUACAAGAAGAGGUGCUCGGAGCCGGAGCAGCAGCUGCUGGAGAGAUCUGGAGAGCUGGAGCAGCAGCUGCUAAGGGACACAGAGCACAACCAAGACCUGGAGAGCGCCCUCAUCCGGCUGGAGGAGGAGCAGCAGAGGAGUGCCAGCCUGGCCCAGGUGAAUGCCAUGCUCCGAGAACAGCUGGACCAGGCAGGCUCGGCCAACCAGGCUCUGAGUGAGGACAUACGAAAGGGACCUGCAGCGGCUGGAAGGGGAGCUGUCCAGGAGGUGGGCCUGGGACUUAGCAUGGGCCUACGGCUGGCAGAGAGCCGGGUGGAGGCAGCCCUGGAGAAGCAGGCCCUGCUGCAGGCCCAGCUGGAGGAGCAGCUGCGGGACAAAGUGCUCCACUAGAAGGACCUGG
Pongo pygmaeus (Bornean orangutan) is the source of this 484-nucleotide messenger RNA. Its product is annotated as rootletin-like. The annotation marks the transcript as partial. The record is from RefSeq and is a predicted model, not a curated record. The transcript is spliced from 5 exons. Lineage: Eukaryota; Metazoa; Chordata; Mammalia; Primates; Hominidae.